AUGCCGGAGGAUGUCAGAGACUUAUCUGAUUCAGGGGGCGACUUGGAUAUUCCAGGAGCAAAGACCGCCGAAGAACCAAUAGUCAUUAUCGAUGAGAAAUCAGCCAUCGCACUGCCCCGUGAAAAAGAUGAAGAUUCUGCCGCAUCUCAAGGCGAUGAUGAUACGGUAUACGUGAAAGGUCAUCCCGUUAUUCAAAAUGGAGCGGAUGUUUCUAAAUUCCUCAUCUCAGAUCGAGAUGAUGGAGAUCCUGCCUUGACCUUUCGGUCCAUCGUCUUGGGCAGUGCCUUCACAGCCCUUUCUAGUGUGAUCACUAUGCUUUACGUCUUCAAGCCAACUCAGAUGCAAGUCUCGGCAACUUUCCUGCAAUUGUUGAUCUACGUCUUCGGUGAAGCCUGGGCACGUUUGACUCCUCGCCCAGACCGAUUCAAAUGGAAGUGGCUUCAGGCUACACUCCGCUUUUUCAAUUUUGGGCAGCCUUUCGGAAUCAAAGAGCAUGUCAUUGCAGCGCUGAUUGCAUCAUCUGGCAACAACGGUCUGAGUGGGGUGGAGGUCUAUGCCGCUGAAAGACUAUUUUAUGAUCGAAGUGUCUCAGCCACCACAGCAGUCCUGGCUACCUUCUCAAUGGCACUUUGUGGUUUUGUGUUGGCAGGGGUAUUACGACCGCUGAUCGUUUAUCCAGCCGAAAUGGUAUACUGGACCACUCUACCGCAGGUGGUUCUCUUCCAAAAGCUGCAUUUCGAUCGGCGCGCAAACCGAGGCCGUCUCAUCAAAUUUGGCUGGGCUCUUGCCUUCGCUGCUGUCUGGGAAAUUUUCCCUGCCUACAUUGUAACAUGGUUUGGAGGUCUUUCGAUCUUCUGUCUGGCGUCAAUUAAGGCGCCGGAACACACUAGAACACUGUUUGGGACAAUUUUUGGUGGUGCUUCGUCCAACGAAGGCAUGGGUCUGCUCAACUUCUCUCUCGACUGGCAGUAUAUUCAGAGCACUUACCUGUCAUUGCCGUUCAAACAACAGGUUAACACGUGGAUUGCCUAUGUGAUAUGGUAUCCAGCAAUGCUUGGGUUGUAUUACAGCAAUGCCUUCAAUGCGAAAAACUUUCCCUUCAUGUCAACGUCUCUUUUUAAGAGCAAUGGCGAGCCGCUUUCCACAACAUCGCUUUUGAACAACGAAGGCACUAUCGAUGAGACCAAGCUCGCCAAAAUUGGACUGCCAUCCUUAACGGCAACUACAGUCUGGGGCUAUUUCACUCAGAAUUUGGCUAUUGGGGCAUUGAUCACUCAUGUACUCAUCUUUUACUGGAAGGAUAUGGUCCUUGCGUGGAAGCAGGCACGGAGCAGAACUCAGCCCGACCUGCACUACAAAGGAAUGCUGAAGUACAAGGAAGUUCCAAUGUGGUGGUACCUGGUUCUUUUCGUCCUCUGCUUCGUGGCUGGAAUAAUCGUGAAUGCCAAAGGCGAAACAACUCUUCCUGUUUGGGGCUACAUCGUCUCUCUGCUACUGGGGGGCUUCAUUGCCCCUUUCUCCUGCAUUCUCUACGGGCUGUACGGAACUGGGGUUUCAACCAACCAGCUCUCUAAGAUGGUUGGAGGUGCCCUCCACCCGGGUCGGCCUUUGGCAAACCUAUACUUCGCUAGUUGGUCACACCAGGUGAUACUCCUCGCUGUCAAUCUAGCGAACUGGCUCAAAGUCGGACAGUACACUAAAGUACCCCACCGCAUCAUGUUUGCUACACAAAUCUAUGCGACUCUGCUAGGAGCGGGCCUGAACUACGCCGUCAUGACCACCAUCGUGACCAACCAGCGAGAUAUUCUCCUCAACCCCGAGGGCAAUAACGUUUGGAGCGGCUCCACUAUGCAAAGUCUGAACUCACAAGCAAUUACAUGGGCCCUGGCAAAGGACAUAUACGGCUCGAAGGGCCCUUAUCUCAUUGUUCCCCUCGGCAUUGUCAUCGGGUUGGCCCUGCCUGUUAUGCACUGGGGCUUGAUCAAAAUUUUUCCCCGUUUCCGCGACUGGCCACUCAAUACCGCAAUCAUCACAACUUAUGCCGGGUAUACGUACUAUGGAAAUACCUCAUGGAUUUGGUCUUCAAUUGCAGUUGGGGUCUUUUCGCAAUUAUGGCUUCGACGCCGGCUACCCCGGGUUUACAACAAGUACAAUUACCUCAUUGGGGCUGCACUGGAUGGAGGUGCCCAGAUAAUCAUUUUCAUUCUUUCUUUUGCCGUUUUUGGUGCAAGCGGAAAAGAGCAUGCUUUCCCAACCUGGUGGGGAAAUCCGUCUGGUAACCCAGAUCAUUGCCUGUAG
Messenger RNA from Penicillium lagena, 2298 nucleotides. RefSeq names its product OPT family oligopeptide transporter. Gene Ontology annotation, molecular function: oligopeptide transmembrane transporter activity. Bases 1 to 2298 code for a protein of 765 amino acids. Lineage: Eukaryota; Fungi; Ascomycota; Eurotiomycetes; Eurotiales; Aspergillaceae. The transcript has 3 exons. Gene Ontology annotation, biological process: transmembrane transport. The record is from RefSeq and is a predicted model, not a curated record.